GCUCCUUUAAGCGGCGCGCUUAAACCCCUCUCCUUGCGCACCAGCCCGAUUUCUUAACGUCCGUAUUUGUUUGUCAGAUGCUUAUUGAUGUCCCAUGUUCAGAGCUGGCUCAGGAACUCAGCCAAAGUCGUGUCGCAGUCCAGGGGCUCCAGAACACCCUCCAGCAGGUCCUUGACCAGAGAGAGGAAGCCCGUCAGUCCAAGCAGCUCUUGGAGCUUUACCUCCGGGCUUUGGAGAAGGAGGGCAGCAUCCUGUUGAAGCAGCAAGAGUCCAAAGCUGGCCUCGGUGAUGAGAGGGAUGCAGUUGACACGGGUACUGGAGAGAGCUCCUCCGAAAUUGCACUGACGAGCCAGAUCCUCACUGCGCUGAAGGAGAAACCCGCCCCAGAGCUGAGUUUGUCUAGUCAAGAUUUGGAGUUGGUUGCCAAGGAGGACCCUAAAGCAUUGGCUGUUGCUUUGAACUGGGACAUAAAGAAGACGGAAGCUGUUCAACAGACCUGUAAUCAGGAACUUAGCCUGCGCCUCCAGCAGAAUCGAAUCCCUGUCUCUGUCGAAGAAGCUGCUGUUAUUAAGAUGUGGGUCAUCCCUUCAGCAGGCGCUGUCAAUUCAAGGUGUUUACGCAUCUCCCAUGAGCUUACUGGUCUGACUUUCCGCUGAAAUGGUUUGCUGUCAGCACUGACGUAGGAAUGCUAUGAAAGGAUUUCUGUCGAAUGCUUAUGCCACAUCAAUUCUUCCUUAGCAGUUAAGGAUCUAUUCUGGUGACAAAU
Molecule: messenger RNA, 766 nt
Organism: Physeter macrocephalus (sperm whale)
Lineage: Eukaryota; Metazoa; Chordata; Mammalia; Artiodactyla; Physeteridae
Gene: DFFA
Product: DNA fragmentation factor subunit alpha
Exons: 4
Coding region: 78-656 (192 amino acids)
Biological process (GO): negative regulation of execution phase of apoptosis
Cellular component (GO): chromatin
Source: RefSeq, a predicted model, not a curated record